Molecule: messenger RNA, 3023 nt
Organism: Scatophagus argus
Lineage: Eukaryota; Metazoa; Chordata; Actinopteri; Scatophagidae
Gene: preb
Product: prolactin regulatory element binding
Exons: 10
Coding region: 253-1566 (437 amino acids)
Biological process (GO): protein secretion
Cellular component (GO): endoplasmic reticulum membrane
Molecular function (GO): guanyl-nucleotide exchange factor activity; GTPase activator activity; protein binding
Source: RefSeq, a predicted model, not a curated record
GACUGACGUCAUAGAGCAGCGUAAGCUGCUGACGUGGAUUUAGGAAGUGGCUGUCGAGCUGUUUCACCCGUUACUUCCUAACCUUAACUCUUUAACAUUAAUCUUUGCUAUUGAUUACCCACCAUGAACUCAUCAUAUUUAAUACUUAGCUAUCUGAUAAAAUAACAACGGAAGAGAAACCGGGCCAAUUGCAAAGGUGUGGUUGUAUUGCAGUGGUCUAAUGGAAAAGCGUGACUGACUUUCACAGCAACAAUGGGUAAGAAGAGGGUGCCAGAUCUGUACAGAGCGCCCUUUCCCUUGUACUCCAUAAAAGUGGACCGCAAGACAGGCUUAGUAAUCACAGCAGGAGGAGGGGGGGCAUCCAAAACAGGCAUAAAGAAUGCUGUGCACUUCCUGGAUCUACAGCUGGUUGGAGGACACCAGUACAGUGCCAGUCUCCUUCAUUCUCAUGAUACUGACACACGUGCCACCAUGAACAUGGCUGUAGGUCAUGGUGUGAUUGCUGCUGGGCAGGAUGGGACCUGCUGUGUGAUGAGGUUUGAACAUACCACACAGACAAAAGAAAGCAAAGAUGCUGCUAAAGAUGUGGGAAACAGCAUGCAGCACGGUGAUGUCAGGCGACGAGCUGGGAAAGGGGACAAAGGUGGACAAGAUGGAGCUGCACCAUCUGGAGAUAAGUCCAGUAUUAAGGAAGAAACGGCUCACAUCUAUGUGACUGGUUUGGCUGAAGUGCAGUCGGACCUGAACCCUCAGGAUCCACUCCAGAAGGUGGUUAGAUUCAGUCCUGAUCUUACCCUUCUGCUGACAGGAGGCACAGAUGGGCACAUCCGAGUCUGGGAGUUUCCAUCCCUGAAAAAAAAGUUUGACUUCAAAGCACAUGAAGGGGAGAUUGAAGACUUGGAUAUGAGUCUAGGAAACAAGCAUGUUCUCAUGCAGCACCUGGUGACUGUGGGCCGAGACUUUUCCUGCAGUGUAUGGACUGGCAAUCAGUUGGCUAUGGGUCUUAAAUGGCUUGAAACCAAGCCUCAAAUACCUGAGAAGACUUAUCGAUAUAUGGCUUGCAGGUUUGGAAAGGUAGAAGACCAAAAAGACGCCCUGAGACUGUACACAGUACAGAUCCCCCAUAAGCGAGACAGAAAACCUCCUCCUUGCUACCUCACCAAGUGGGAUGGCAAGAGCUUUUUGCCCAUGUUGACAGCUCCCUGUGGCACUGAGGUCAUCUCUAGUGUGGCUGUGAGUGACUCUGGAACCUUUCUUGGCCUUGGAACUGUGACAGGGUCAGUGGCUAUCUACAUUACUUUUUCUCUACAGAAGCUGUAUUAUGUGCAGGAGUCGCACGGCAUUGUUGUGACAGACGUGGCCUUCCUGCCUGACUCACUGAAAGGGAAAAAUAUCAAAGGGAAUAAUGAAACAGCCAUGCUCAGUGUAGCCGUAGAUAGCCGCUGUCAAGUACAUGCUGUUGCCAAGAGAAGAUCCUUUCCUAUCUGGCUGGUGAUGCUCUUCUGCAGCCUCAUGGUGGUGGGAGUUGUCCUCCUCCUACAGUACCUUGUUCCAGGAUUUAUUUAAACCAUACAUGUCUUGUUACAGGUCAGGUUUGAUCGAGCUUGGAGCCAUCUUCAUAUUACUUUCUUUGCAUCAGCAUGCUAUAACUCCUGAUUCCAAAAAUGUUAGGAUGCUAUGAAAUCAAAAUAAAAACAAAAUGCAAAAAUUUACACAUGAACUUUGUUUAAGAUAACUAAUGUACAGUGUUCCUUGGCCCAUAUCCUUUAUACAGUCAUGUGUUUCAUGAAAUGGUGAACCUCAUCCCAUCCUUGCUUGUCAACAACUGAGCCUUUUGAGCCCCUUUCCUACCCCCUUUCCUGAUAUCACUGGAUGCCAGUGAACCUGUUUAGAUGUGAAAUAUUCCAGACAGGUGUGUUUUGAGUAUUCCACAGCUUUUCUGUUUUUUGUUGUUCUGUCCCAACUUGUUUUAAAUGUAUCAAAUUUAGAAAAACCUUAUAUUUACAAAAAAUGAUCAACAUGAUAUGGUAAAACAUUAAAUGGAUUGUCUGUGUACUGUUCUCACAAAUUGUCACAUUCUGUUCUAUUUAUGCUUCACACAGAAUGCCAACUUUUAUGAAAUGGAGUUGUAAGAUCCAAACUUCCUUUGACUGCAGCACCACAACUCAACAACAAAGCUUGACAUAAAACAGCUUUGAUGGCACCUUGACAUUGUUCCCUCCAAGUUUUUCCUCUCAGACCUGUAAACCCAAUGAAAUCAAACCAGGACAGUUUGCUGGGUUUUAUAUUUGCUUUGAUCUCUUUCAGUUAUUCUUAAUAAUUUUUGGUAUUCAUGAUAAAAGGCCAAGGUUCAUAAUUGUUCAAAGGGUUGGAUCUUUUCAUUGACAAAUUUAAGGAACAAUGUAAAAAUAUAUAAAUGACACGAUGUGUGUGAUUUUGUUUUGUGUUUACACACACACACAUUGAACAAGCUGAUAGCUGAUAUGAUUUGAUUUGUUUUUGAUCCAUUUGGGGGAAGCAGAAAGUCAGUUUACAGUGCUGUGGUAAAGGGUUGUCAAUUAAGAUAGUGUGUUAAACAUCUAUUUGUCUCAGUACAUUGGGUUUUUGAAAUCAUAAAUACAGAUGUAAAUGUGAAUCAGUUUUUUAAAUGAUGCCCAAAUUGUUAUAACUAACAUGGAGAAAUGAUUGAAGAAAUACAAUAUUAUAUAAUAUUAUUAUAUUAAGAAAUAUUAAAAACACUUUUGGCUUGCUUGAUGAUCCUGUCAGGGUCUGUGGUCUGUAAACUUUACAGCUGUUUUGAAAGAAACCUGGAGCAACAUAUAUAUAAUAUAUAUAUUUUCUCAACUGUUCAUUUCUUUUCCCAUCAUAUUUUUAAGGGCAUAUUUUAAAAAAAAAAACACCCUUCCCUCCUAUUUCCCUUACUUUCUUACUACUUUGAUCUUUUUUACAUACACCUUAAAAUCAUUUUUUUAAAAAAGGAUGUGGACAUCAUUAAUACAUACAAAAUACAAAUAAAAAAAUCU